Molecule: messenger RNA, 2391 nt
Organism: Astyanax mexicanus (Mexican tetra)
Lineage: Eukaryota; Metazoa; Chordata; Actinopteri; Characiformes; Acestrorhamphidae
Gene: idh1
Product: isocitrate dehydrogenase (NADP(+)) 1
Exons: 9
Coding region: 128-1375 (415 amino acids)
Biological process (GO): isocitrate metabolic process
Cellular component (GO): mitochondrion; peroxisome; cytosol
Molecular function (GO): NAD binding; isocitrate dehydrogenase (NADP+) activity; magnesium ion binding
Source: RefSeq, a predicted model, not a curated record
CCUAUAGAGCCAGUGUCUUGUAUUCUGAGCCGGAGCAGAGGGAGCUGUGUGUGAGUGUACUGGUUGAAUUGGAGCUGUCUGUCCGAGGGUUUAGUCUACAGCCGGAGGUUGUGUACAGGUUCUCAAAAUGUCCCAGAAGAUCAAGGCUGGAUCCGUGGUGGAGAUGCAGGGAGAUGAGAUGACCAGAGUCAUCUGGGAGCUAAUUAAAGAAAAGCUCAUCUUCCCCUACCUGGAGUUAGACCUGCACAGCUAUGACCUGGGCAUGGAGAACCGAGACGCCACAGACGACCGGGUGACGGUGGAAGCGGCCGAGGCGGUGCGGCGCUACAAUGUGGGAAUCAAGUGCGCCACCAUCACUCCGGACGAGAACCGCGUGGAGGAGUUCAAGCUGAAGCAGAUGUGGCGCUCGCCCAACGGCACCAUCCGGAACAUCCUGGGCGGAACCGUGUUCAGAGAGGCCAUCAUCUGUAAGAACAUCCCGCGCUUGGUCCCCGGCUGGGUCAAACCCAUCAUCAUCGGCAGACACGCCCAUGGAGAUCAGUACAAGGCCACAGACUUUGUUGUUCCUGGACCUGGACGAGUGGAGAUGACCUACACGCCCAAGGAUGGAGGGCAGGCUCUCAAAUUCGUCGUUCAUGACUUUGAAGGUACUGGUGGCGUUGCAAUGGGAAUGUACAACACAGACCAGUCCAUCCGAGACUUUGCUCACAGCUCCUUCCAGAUGGCGCUGUCUAAAGUCUGCCCUCUCUUCCUCAGCACUAAAAACACCAUCCUCAAGAAGUACGACGGCCGAUUCAAGGACAUCUUCCAGGAGAUUUACGACAAGGAGUAUAAGGCUCAGUUUGAGGCUAAGAAAAUCUACUAUGAGCACAGGCUGAUUGACGAUAUGGUGGCUCAGGCCAUGAAGUCUGAGGGAGGGUUCAUCUGGGCCUGCAAGAACUACGAUGGAGACGUCCAGUCCGACUCUGUGGCUCAAGGUUAUGGCUCUCUGGGUAUGAUGACCAGUGUGCUGAUCUGUCCUGAUGGGCGCACGGUGGAGGCCGAGGCUGCACACGGCACGGUCACACGCCACUACCGCCAGCACCAGCAGGGCAAGGAGACCUCCACCAACCCCAUCGCCUCUAUCUUCGCGUGGACACGGGGACUGCUGCACCGCGCUCAGUUAGAUAAGAACCGUGAGCUGCGGGUGUUCGCAGAGGCGCUGGAGGCCGUCUGCAUCGAGACCAUCGAGGCCGGCUUCAUGACCAAGGACCUGGCCAUCUGCAUCAAGGGCAUGGCCGAUGUGCAGCGCUCCGACUACCUGAACACCUUCGAGUUCCUCGACAAACUGGCAGAUAACCUGAAGAUCAAGCUGUCGAGUCAGCCGAAGCUAUGAAGCCAUCUUUAGUACUUGAAUCCACACGCCCACGCCACUCACACCCACACGUCCAGAUCUCCAGCCCUCGUCCAGCGCCAAUCCACAGGCAGCGGUCAACCUCUUCUCCUCCCGGUCCUGCUGCUGACCAAAGACGAGAGAGAGAGAGAACUGUGCCACUACUGCUGAGGGUGCACUUUCAGGUGGAAUAAAUGUGAAAGUGCCUUUGUAAAGGGUUAGGGGUGGUGUAUGUACACACACACACUAACAGACACACACACACACAUACAAACAUGCACACAUGCAUACACACACUAGCACAGUGCUAACCCUUCACACUGUUUUAGCUACACCAUGAAGACCAUGUUUUACUGCAUUUCUAAUCAUAUCAAUUUCAGUCCCAGUCAGGUGACAUUUUAAUAUUGCAGCAUUAAUUUUGCACUAGCACUUGUCCAAUAGUGCAGACCAUAGUGUGUUUUAUGUCGGUAACGUGUAGAACAUGUUUCAGUCAGUCUGUGCCCGGGUACGUGAACACCCGUUGCCUUAUGUGUCUGUGUGUGAGGUCGUUCUAUUCCCUGUGUCGCUCCUACAACAACCCGUCCAACAAAUUAUAAUGGAACUACUACUUUAAAGGAGAAAUCGGGUGUGAAUUUGUACUUGGGUGUAGUGAAAUGUGAUAACUAGUACAAACUUUUUACAUAUAGCCCACCUCCAUUCUUCUCCAUCAUUCCAAAAUCCAAAAGAUUUUAUCCAAUGCUCCCAACAGGCGUACAAUGCUAGUGAUAGGGGUAUAGCAUUGUCCAUGUUAAGAAAUCACUAUUUUUACACCAUUAACAUCAGUCAUUUUUUUUGGCACUGGGAUGCUGGGAGGGAAUGGAGAUGGGCUAUUCCACAAGAGUUUGUACUCAUUAUCUUGUUUCACUACACCACAAGUCCAUUUCACACUGGAGUUCUCCUUUAACUCUAUACUACUUUUACACAAAUCUGUAUGCGAUGUUGCUGUGUAUCUUGAGCUAAUAAAAAAAGUGGGACCAUGA